UUAUUGGCUCCAUGUCCAUUCAAGGUGUAUUUAAGCGGCCGAAGCCCAUACGAUGUUGAUGCGCUGGACAACACAAUUCGAAACGCUUAUUUCCGCGCCUUCAUCCUCCGAUGAUAGAGCACCAUGGCAGAUACAUCUUCGGCAGGAAAGUACAGACGCGAUAAGUACACCAAAAAUGAAGCUCAAGAUUUUGGUGGUAGCGCUAAACGACAAGCGAUCCAAUUAGGCCAGGAGGCCAAUGUGUUUUCCGCCGUCAUCUACUACAACCUGAUCUCCAAACAAAUGGACGGAGCCGUCCAUGUUCCGAGAGGGCAGAGCAUCCCGAAUGUUAACCAACUUUUGCGAAAGCUUUCAAACGACAUGCAACUCCGCGUCCCGCACCGGCAUGACCGAGCUGCUCAAAGUGGACGGUGGACAAGGACUCCUGCACAGAACGAAAUUUCGGUGAAGACAAUCGACAAAGUUGAUAGAAGUGAGGGAACCACCGAUGCCACUGUCUUUGAGGCUGCCGUCACUCUUUGCCGUAUCCAAGAAAAGCCACGCCACGUAGCGAACUCGGUGACAGACAACUCAAAGAACGAGCUUCAAGACGAAGCAAAAUUUCGUACGACUCAAGGGUCCAAGUCAGAAGUCGGCUUUCGCAUUGGUCUAAGCAAUCAUGAUCGUCCAAGCAGCGUGCUCGACCCAGGAGCAAUCAAGGACGGUCCAGUCAGCCAUGCCGACAACGCUGCCGGUAAAAAGAGCCCACCUCGCUCUCAUGGUGGGGCCAACUGUUCAAUCACAGAAGGGCAGCAUAGCGCGCAGUUCCACGAAGAAUCUGCCGUCUUUGACCGAACGCCUAUCAUGGCAAACGAGAGACGAAGUGGAGAGGUGCUCAGAAUAGCACCAGCACGUGAGCCAGUACGGAUACUGGUAAGAGAUGCAGCCAACGCCCGAGUGGCUCCGGCCCGUCAAGGUAGCAGGCACAAUCGUCAAUUCUCCCAACAAGUAUCCAAGCAACUUUGGUUCGCGAAACAUCAUGGGCAUCCCAACGUCACAUUGAAUGCUGAGUCGGCACCAGUGGACCUCGCCGUUCGACACAAUAGUAAUAGCGGACCAGGUAGCACCGAGUUUACUAAAGUGCCGCAGCGGAUGGCCGCAGAUGGCACAGAGCCUCGUCUGAUGAUCCGAGACCAACUUCCCCGCUCCGCUCGAUUUCGUAGCAGAGGGCUGGAAAUGCCGCCAAUGGAUGCUCUUAACGCCGCAGAUAUUAGAAAAUAUCGCUUUUUUCGAUUGGUCGCUUUGCAACUGCGACGAAGUCGUCAGCAUGCAAAGUAAACUGGAGGACAUGGCAUGUCGGGUAGACGGGAGUCCACACCGUUCCGGAAGCCGUGAAGCUACUGCGUUACUUUUAUACAAUUAGCAAGUCUAGACCUCAUCGCUCAGACUUGUUUCUUUUUCAUAUUGGCUCUUUCAUUGAUGUAGAUUACACUUAGCUCCAGCAACACAUUUGCAUGAGACUUUUCAACGGCUUCCCUGUAGGAAACUCACCUAUACCGACCGCUGCCAAGUGUCUUCUCCGAGUCAGUCUUGUUGACGAAACGAUAAAUCUGAAGGGUUUCGGGCUGUCACAUUCAGAGUACUUGACCACACCUAGCGAAGACGAGCAACUAGUAGUUUACAGACGACGAUUAGGGCCAGAGGAGACAUGACAAGUACACUAAAAUAGAAAAUCCAGCCCAAGAGGUUGAUGCUGGGUCAGAUUUCGAGCUAUUCACCCAGGGGUCUCAGGAUUCAAACCCCCUCCACAAGACGACAGGAAUUCCAUGUACCUCAUGCUCCGUCAAACUCCUCAGAGGAGGGCAGAAAUGCGGACCUACGAAAACUGGGCCAGGAGCAGGAUGAUGCCCAUUGGAGGACACCUGACGAUGACAUUCAUUCUUCAGAGGACUGGAAAGUACUGGUUCAAGUUACAUCUACCCUUGAGCUUUUCUACCUGCAGACGAAGAGGAAGAAGGAAUGGGGUUGGGGAAUGGGCAUGGUCGACUCCAGGGGGUCAUGACUGGUAUGGUGUAUCUUCUUGAACUUUUUGAGAAUUUGAAGAAUCUGAAUAAUUCUGUUCCCC
Colletotrichum destructivum is the source of this 2104-nucleotide messenger RNA. RefSeq lists its product as uncharacterized. The record is from RefSeq and is a predicted model, not a curated record. Lineage: Eukaryota; Fungi; Ascomycota; Sordariomycetes; Glomerellales; Glomerellaceae. Bases 124 to 1317 code for a protein of 397 amino acids. The transcript is spliced from 2 exons.